AUGGAGGUCGAGUCGGCAGGUCCAGCCUCUAGCCCACAUGGAAAACAAGCUGCAUGCUUGAACUGUCGGCGGAGCAAGAUUCGCUGCAACCGUCUGGCAGGCGAGUCCAGCUGCGAGAAAUGUAAGCAGACUAAUGCAGAGUGUAUUGUGCCCAACCAUCACCUGGGCCGACAAAAGGGUGUUAAAAACAAACGUAAGGGCCUGGAGAAAGCGAUACAUCAGAUCGAGCAGGCAAUCAAGCGGCCCAAGGUCGACUCUUCUAGUGACGAUGAGGCCCAAAGGGCCAUUUCAGUCCUCCAGGAACUCCUUGGUCAAGUCCAGGGCCAGUUAAUGCAGAAUGAGCAUGAGCAUGAGCGUGGCUUUUCAGAGGCAUCAGAUCAUCCGCGCAUGACAUCUCCACGUGAUAUUCAUGCGGAGGAGAGUCUUACUCUUGAUGAUGCAGAAAAUCCCCUCCAGCUGCUUGCUAGAGCUUCGGAUCUUCAGCUUUCGCCGACCGGGAUGCGGCAUGUGCCCAAGUCUCCAAUACCAUUGUCAGAGGGUCCAUCGUUUCUUCAGAGCACCCCGCCAGGAGAACUGAGUGCCAAAUCCUUUUUUGUUCCCACGAGAGCGAAUUUGGAUAUUGGACCUGAAGUUGACCCUGUUGAGCUGGGCUUGGUCACAUUUGAUGAAUCGGAGUCUUUGUUCUCAUUUUUCUACCAAAAUCUUGCACAUACUCGAUGGGGCCUCGAUCCUUUGAUACACACCCCGUCCUUUGUACGGUCACAGUCGGCUUUUCUUUUUACUUCAAUCAUGGCAGGCGCAGCCUUAUUUUUGCCAUCUGCUGCUGCUUUAUCCAAGAGACUAUCCAGGCAUUGCAAAUGGCUCGCGAGGCGAGUGAUCACACACCGCCAUAGGUCUGUUGAGAUUGUUCUGGCUUUCAUGGUGAACGUCCCAUGGAUGUCUCCCGGUGAUAGACUAGGAGACGAUGAUACCUGCUCCUAUAUUGCCAUGGCUCUCACUGUUGCUCUAGACUUAUCUUUGAACAAGAUUGUCUCGCCCUCUUCAAGCUUUGACCAAGAACUCAUGAAUCGCCUGGCGCGAGCAGAGUGUAUCGAUGCCAAGAGGGCUUUACACAUGGAUGGGUUUGAUGAUAUUGAUCCGUCCUCGGAGUGGGGUCUCAGGCUGUUACGAAGACGCGAAAGAGCUUGGAUUGCGUUGUAUGUCGUGGAGAGGGGUGUUUGCCUUGCGCGUGGACGAAGCUAUACCGUCCCCCCAACAACGCUCAUCGAAACCUGCGAUCGUUGGCACCUUUCCAGCAUCGCAGACCCGCGUGAUGGACCUAUGAAUUCCAUGGCAGUUCUUCGAAGGGACCUUGAUGGACUCUUUCAGAAAGUUAAAUCAAGCUGUGAUAGCUAUCGCAUCGUCGAUACUGGCUCGGAAGCUGCUCAGUCGAUUAAGAAUACCAUUCAAACCUUCUACGAGCGGUGGUAUGCAACAUGGGCCUUGUCAAUUGGCGAAGGAGACACAAGAUCUCUACCCCCAUAUGUCGAGAUUCUUGUCACGCAUACUCAGUUAUCCACCUACGGUGGUGUCAUCAACCACCCAACAGCUCCAAUCGAAGUCAAGCGUUUCUUCCGAGCCGCUGGUCUAUCGUCUGCAUUGAACGUCCUGCGAGCAGCGAUACAGGGCGAAUCUCGGCUGAAAUCAAUGCCAAACAACACCGUCAUAAUGAUCUCUUUCGCCGCAUGCUCUGCCCUCAGCCUCAGCGUAACACCCGGCGACAGCAACUCCAGUCUAGCACCAAGCGUCCGAAAUCUCAUUGAAGAGACAGCUGGCGUGCUAGAGCGAAUCGGAGCAACACCAAGUCACCGAAGCGGCGCCUCUGUGCUCUACGGGAGAUUUUUGCGUGAGUUGAUCCGGCGUGCACCAGCCUUGCCUCUACAACCCCGAGGAAAUCUAGGAAAAGUCGAUCCACCCGAGCCGGCAUUUCCAUCUGCAUGUCUGGAUGAUGGCCCGCUGCCAGUAACACUACCACCCGAAGAUCUCUGGUUUGAGCCAUUGCAAUUCUCUACCAUGUCUGAUAAUCAGAUCGUCGAUGCAGUCAAUAGAGCGGGCACCGCGUUUGGUGCGUCGAUCCCGGAUGUACCUCCUGAUGACAUGCUUAAUUGGGAUUGGCUUGACUUUGCAAACCCGGACUUCAAUUUUUAG
This is a messenger RNA of Penicillium samsonianum, 2187 nucleotides long. Its product is annotated as Zn(II)2Cys6 transcription factor. Gene Ontology annotation, biological process: regulation of DNA-templated transcription. Gene Ontology annotation, cellular component: nucleus. The transcript has 7 exons. Gene Ontology annotation, molecular function: zinc ion binding; transcription cis-regulatory region binding; DNA-binding transcription factor activity, RNA polymerase II-specific. Bases 1 to 2187 code for a protein of 728 amino acids. The record is from RefSeq and is a predicted model, not a curated record. Lineage: Eukaryota; Fungi; Ascomycota; Eurotiomycetes; Eurotiales; Aspergillaceae.